Molecule: messenger RNA, 2104 nt
Organism: Coniophora puteana RWD-64-598 SS2
Lineage: Eukaryota; Fungi; Basidiomycota; Agaricomycetes; Boletales; Coniophoraceae
Exons: 7
Coding region: 27-1769 (580 amino acids)
Source: RefSeq, a predicted model, not a curated record
GACACCUCCGACUCUGCUCCUAGACCAUGGCGCACAACGGGGAGAACCGCGAACUGCCUCCGCUUCCACCUUUAGACGACAGUGACCACGCUUCACCAACGUUGACUGUCGUCCCGCCACAACAGCAUGUUAGCCAAGACGCUGUACAACCUCCGCAAGCCCAGCUGCCUGAAUCCCAUCAACGUCAACGUCGAAUCUCGAUAAGCCAACCUCCUGCUCAGGGUUCACUCGGCAGUGACGUCCAGGUCCUCACACCUCCAGUCCUCUCUAGCCCAGAACAACGUCACAGCCAAAUUGAGCAUCGACACUCAACGUUCUCAACAUCCACCGGGAACCGGGCAGAUCUCUCUUCACAGACGCAUUCCAGCUCGACUCCGCCACCCCAUCCUCGCGUGGGCACACCCGCCAUCUGGGCUCGUGGAGGAUCAGCGUCCCCCAUUCCCAGUAUUCCAGAGCAGAAUCAACGCGAUGCCACUGGUCGCCUGCAAGUCUCCGCCACGUCUCUCGACCGCCGGCCAGCCGAUACCACUCGUCCUCCACUCACGGCGUCUCCCACCCAAUACGAUCACCCUGACGUAAACGAUGCAUCUGCUGCUGCUGCUGCUUCCUAUGACCCCGUUCCACUUCCACGGCCUCGCCUUCGAGCUCGAACCACCACCAACGGCCACAUCUCCAUCAUGUCUGGACCACCAGCAGCAACCCGCGAGCGUGAACACAGCAUGACAAACGGCGGUCUUGGUCCGUCUUUCUCGCCCAACGGUCCCUCGCGGCGCGUCUCGAUGCACGGCGGGGCUCCUCAGGCUGUCCGACGAGGCUCAGGUCAUUCUUUCAACGGCACACGCGAUGGGUACGGACAUCCCUACAACAUCGAGCGACGGAACACGGGUGUCAGUAUCGAGCUGCCUCCCGCUGCUGUGCGCGAGGACUAUGAAGAAGACGACCUAGGACACAUCCCACAUUCAAGACGCUUUUCAGCAGUUAGCGGCAAGGCGAAGAGAUAUGCGUCGCGAGCUCGCGACAGUGUCAUUUCGAGAGAGGAUCGAGCUGCACUCAUGGCAGCCCAAGAUAAGCGCAUACAACUCCUACUUAUCGCGGCAUUAGCCGAAAAACGCAAGUGCGAACUGAAAGCAAAGCUCACCGCCUACGCACUCAACUUCGCCAUCGGACUGCAGGUCCUCCUCGGUGCUCUCACGACGGCGCUCUCGGUGGCAACGACUGGAAGACAGACGUCCAUCAUGACUGCCACCCUCGGCGGCAUCUCAACCCUCGUCGCAUCCUACCUCGCCCGCGCCCGUGGGUCCGGUGAGCCCGAGGUCUCGGUCGAGCGCGUGCGCGACCUCGAGCAGUUCGUGCGCGAGUGCACAGCGCUCGACCUCGACGCGCACCGCCCGGGCGGUGACCCGAUGCUCAUCAACGUACGCAUCAACGACCUUCGCCUCCGGUUCGAGGAGAUGCUCGGGAACGCGACUGCGGACCGACGCGCGUCGUCUAAUAGUAACCCUACGUCGCCCCAGCCUCAGAGUCACCAACAUCCCGGCUCGUCUACACAGACUGAGUCGGUUGUCUCCCAGCAAUAUGCGUCAUCGGCUCAUCAUCCACCGCCGGGCCCUCAGAGUCACCCGUCGGUAGCGCAACAUCAGACGCUGGCACCUCAGAAUUACAAUACGGCGCCUCAACAUGCUGCGUCGGUGCCCCAGCAAUACCCGUCGGCGCCCCAGAACCACACUACGAUACCUCAAGACCACACGCAACAUGGUGGCCAUACCUAAACGUCUAAGCUACCCGUCUAUAUCGAUACGCUAUCGUUGUCUGGUUAAAGUAUUGUUAUCUUACUGACCUUGGUAUUAUUCGUAAUCGUUCUCGUCUACUUCGGACCAUCAUCGUGUUUAUUAUACUCAGCUACGUUUGGUUACCGUGCAUCGCUAUAUUCUGAUUGGCACUAAUAUUCGUACAUGCUACAUCCCCAUAUCUUACAAGAUAGACCUACAUACAACCGCAACCUCACGCAUACUGUCGGAACUUGUCUUAGGGGCAUUGUAAUGGAUCCGCUUUAAAAUCGCUACAAAUAAUUUUAUGAUGUGAUUAGAAUAUACAUCGCCAUGAC